This is a messenger RNA of Drosophila takahashii, 391 nucleotides long. RefSeq names its product polar granule component (gene pgc). The record is from RefSeq and is a predicted model, not a curated record. NCBI's taxonomy places the organism in Eukaryota, Metazoa, Arthropoda, Insecta, Diptera, Drosophilidae.
AAAAAAUAAACCUGAAAAUGUGCGACUACCAGAUGGAAUACUCCUUUGUUUUUGAAGACAGCUCCUGCGAGGGCGACGUUUCAAUGGCCACCUAUGACAAUGGAUUCGAGUCCAUGUGGCAGCAGGUGGGCGAGGAGCUGCGCAGGGAGCGGGAAAUGAACGAACUCGGCCAACUUUUCCAGCAAAACUUGAGCCUGAGUCCGCCGCCCUUCGCGGAUCAAUGGAGAUUCUGAGGGGACCUGCCAAAGCCAGCUCAUUGUGAUAUUUGUAAAUAAUAGAUUUAGCAGAUCAUUCGCCAUAUAAGUGGCCUUCUUUAAAGCACUUUCGAUAAGUGCUCGUGGAUUUUAUAUUAUAACUAACAAACCCCAACAUGUUUUUGUAUACCUUUGUU